AUGUUGAGGUAUGCCAAAGAUACCAUUAACUACGGUCUCUUAUAUAAGAAUGGUGAUGAGGUUAACAUAGUUGGAUACUGCGAUGUUGAUUAUGCUAGUGAUCACAAUACUCGUCCAUCAACAACUCAAUAUGUAUUCAAGCUUGGAUCUGGAGUUAUAUCUUGGUGUAGCAAAAGACAACCAAAAGUGUCCUUAUCAACCACUGAAGUAGAAUAUAGAGUAAAAAUAAUGGAAGCUCAGGAAAGGACGUGGUUAAUGAAACUAAUGAAGGAUCUACACCAAUCUACAGACAAUGCAGUGCCACUUUAUUGUGAUAAUCAAUAUGCUAUUCGUCUAGUAGAAAAUCAAGCUUUUCAUGCUCGAACAUGUGAAGGUGCACUAUCAUUUUCUAAGAGAAAAUGUAUUGCAAGAGGAGCUAGAGAUGCACAAAGUAAAGAGCGAAGACUAGAUAGCAGACUUGUUUAG
This is a messenger RNA of Humulus lupulus (European hop), 465 nucleotides long. RefSeq names its product secreted RxLR effector protein 161-like. Lineage: Eukaryota; Viridiplantae; Streptophyta; Magnoliopsida; Rosales; Cannabaceae. The transcript has a single exon. The record is from RefSeq and is a predicted model, not a curated record. Bases 1 to 465 code for a protein of 154 amino acids.